GCAGCCGCUGUGGGGGUGAUGCUGGUCCUGGUCCUGGUGGUUCUCAUCCCUGUGCUGGUCAGCUCCGUGGGCACUGGUGGCGGCACAGAUGACAGCGCUGGCCACUACGAAAUGCUGGGCACCUGCCGCAUGGUGUGUGACCCCUUCCCUAGCGUGGGAACAGCAGGCACGAGCACGCAAAUUGGCAUGGACACUGCCACCACGGGCCUCCAGCUUGACAACGAGGCAGAUGCACUGGGCGACCACAGCGUUGGCCCGCCGCUGCCCACCUACAGUGCUCACGGACCACAGGGCAGACCAGGACGUCCAGGAAAGCCCGGACCCCCGGGACAACCCGGAGAGCCAGGACCCCCGGGACCCAAGGGACCACCAGGUGAUGGUGUGGAUCUAGUCAGGUCAGGAGUGAUGGGUGUCGGCGGAAAAGGGGCAGUUAGCACCACCAUCUACAACACCACUCCUCGGGUGGCGUUUUAUGCUGGGCUGCGAAACCCUCAAGAAGGUUAUGAUAUCCUGCGGUUUGAUGAUGUGGUGACUAAUAUUGGUGAUAACUAUGAAGGUGCCACUGGCAAGUUCACCUGCAAGAUCCCUGGCACCUACUUCUUCAUCUACAACGUACUGAUGAGGGGAGGAGAUGGCACCAGCAUGUGGGCUGACCUGAUUAAGAAUGGCUUGGUCAGGGCCAGUGCCAUUGCCCAGGACCAGGACCAGAGUUAUGACUAUGCCAGCAACAGUGUCAUCCUUCAUUUGGAUGCAGGGGAUGAGGUCUUCAUCAAAUUGGACGGGGGCAAGGCCCACGGGGGCAACAGCAAUAAAUAUAGCACCUUCUCAGGGUUCAUUCUCUAUGCCGACUGA
Molecule: messenger RNA, 852 nt
Organism: Lampris incognitus (smalleye Pacific opah)
Lineage: Eukaryota; Metazoa; Chordata; Actinopteri; Lampriformes; Lampridae
Product: C1q-related factor-like
Exons: 2
Coding region: 19-852 (277 amino acids)
Molecular function (GO): protein binding
Source: RefSeq, a predicted model, not a curated record